Messenger RNA from Acanthoscelides obtectus, 216 nucleotides. Lineage: Eukaryota; Metazoa; Arthropoda; Insecta; Coleoptera; Chrysomelidae. The record is from the annotation of a GenBank genome assembly.
AUGUACAUCACUCACAGAUGCGUCGAUUUUGAAGAUGUACAACAACGUGUUGUUGUACCAGGAGCAUGGAGGACACAACUGCGUACAGCUAUGGGAAGCCUACCACCUGCGCGUCAUAGUAACCAUGCCUCUCGAAAGGCAGAAGCAAUAAGAAACGCUUAUGCACAACUUUUUGAAACUACAGAAGCGGUACCAUGGCAAGACCAUAUGAUAUAA